AUGUUCGGUGGUAACUUCUACGAAGAAGACGAUGGCGGUAUCUCCUAUGGCGGGGGCCGUGGUAGCUCCCGCCCGACCCGCCGCUACGAUGAGUACCUCCGCUGCUAUCCUGUAAUUAUGAUGGCGGGGAACGAGCGAGAGAACGUAAACUAUGGUGGAAAGGUCAUCAUGCCGCCGUCAGCGUUGGACAAACUUACAAGGCUGCACAUUGCGUAUCCUAUGUUGUUUGAGCUUAAAAAUGGGGCAAAGGGUACUGGGACUCAUGCGGGUGUGUUGGAGUUUAUUGCGGAGGAGGGGCGGGUCUAUCUGCCGCACUGGAUGAUGAACACAUUACUUUUGGAACCUGGUGAUCUUCUACAGAUCAAGUCGACAGAUCUCCCUUCUGGAACUUUUAUCAAACUUCAGCCUCAAUCCGUCUCCUUCCUUGAGUCCAUCACCGACCCCAAGGCUGUUCUUGAGAAUGCCCUGCGAAACUUCUCGGCACUCACCAAGGGAGAUACGUUCUCUUUUCUCUACAACGAACAAGUUUUCGAAAUCAACGUUCUCGAAGUCAAGCCCGAGACCCCUCAGGGCGCUAUUUCGUGUGUGGAGACAGAUCUUGAAGUCGAUUUUGCCCCUCCACUCGACUAUGUUGAGCCCGCACGUAUGCCACGAUCCACCGGAAGCUCCAGGCCUGGUUCCAUAGUUGGGGGAGGAAGAGUCACCCCGUUGGGAGUACAGGAAGGAAGUAUGGCAAGAUCAAUCAACUACGCUGCCAUCGCCCCUGGCUCAACCCAGCCUGCCGCAACGAAGUCAUCAUACUUCUCUGGAGGUGGGCAGAAGCUGAAGGGAUCAAAAACAUCAACGCCUAGGGACAAGCCUUCUACACCUGUUGCAGGUACCUCAACAAACAAGCCACCUCCAACUGUACCGACAGGAACCGUUAGGAAGGGGUCUGGACCACAGCCAUUGAGGGUGCCGCGGGGCACGUUGUUCUUCGGGUAUGAGAUCAAACCAGUCAAGAAGAAGGACGAGGAGAAAGAAAAGAGCGGGAAUGAAACUCUAUUUAGCGGUGCGGGACAAACCUUAAGAGCCGCCGCCAAUGCCAAGAAAGGCAAGGGAAAGGGAAAGGGUGGACCUGAUAUCAUUGAAAUUGAUUGA
Molecule: messenger RNA, 1140 nt
Organism: Morchella importuna
Lineage: Eukaryota; Fungi; Ascomycota; Pezizomycetes; Pezizales; Morchellaceae
Exons: 3
Coding region: 1-1140 (379 amino acids)
Cellular component (GO): VCP-NPL4-UFD1 AAA ATPase complex
Molecular function (GO): polyubiquitin modification-dependent protein binding
Source: RefSeq, a predicted model, not a curated record